GGGCUAGGCGCGGGGACGCCACUUCCUGCUGGAGCGGGGCGGAAAGGGCCGCUGCCUCGCGUCGCUCCUUCUUUCUCGCCGCCGCCAUCAUGGGUCGCAUGCACGCUCCCGGAAAGGGCCUGUCCCAGUCGGCCUUGCCCUACAGACGCAGCGUGCCCACGUGGCUGAAACUUACUUCUGAUGAUGUAAAGGAACAGAUCUACAAGUUGGCUAAAAAAGGCCUGACUCCCUCACAAAUUGGUGUGAUCCUGAGGGAUUCCCAUGGUGUUGCCCAGGUUCGCUUUGUUACUGGCAACAAAAUUUUGAGAAUCCUUAAAUCGAAGGGACUGGCCCCAGACCUUCCGGAGGAUCUUUAUCACUUGAUUAAGAAAGCUGUUGCUGUUCGCAAACACCUUGAGAGAAACAGAAAGGAUAAAGAUGCCAAGUUCCGUCUGAUUCUGAUCGAAAGCAGAAUCCAUAGGUUGGCUCGCUACUACAAAACCAAGAGAGUGCUGCCGCCCAACUGGAAGUAUGAAUCAUCGACAGCUUCUGCCCUGGUUGCAUAAGAGCUGGCUAUGACUUACUGAAAAAAUAAAUUUUCAUUAACUAA
Molecule: messenger RNA, 589 nt
Organism: Calidris pugnax (ruff)
Lineage: Eukaryota; Metazoa; Chordata; Aves; Charadriiformes; Scolopacidae
Gene: RPS13
Product: ribosomal protein S13
Exons: 6
Coding region: 90-545 (151 amino acids)
Biological process (GO): translation
Cellular component (GO): cytosolic small ribosomal subunit; nucleolus; ribosome
Molecular function (GO): structural constituent of ribosome; small ribosomal subunit rRNA binding
Source: RefSeq, a predicted model, not a curated record